AUGUUUACUUCCGGAUUUCCUAUAUGUGGCAAAGGCUGGUAGCGAGAGCAGCGGCGGGAGGCUCGGGAAGCGAGGGCGAGUUUUUGUGACCGCGGCGGAGUGAGCGGCCGACAGCCUCUGGACCGGGUUCGGGGCCCCUUUCUGGAAGGCGGGGACGAAGAGGCGAGCGAGCGAGCGAGCGGGCGGCGGCGGCGGUGGUCCCUCGGAAGAAGGAAGCCGGAGGAGACGGAGCGGAGGUCGCCGUUCGAGGGAGUGCAGCUGCUGCUGCUGCUGCUGCUGCUGGUGGUGGAGGAGAGCUGCCUUCCUGCGCUCGCCUCGCGCGCCGUGCCGCCGGGGACCGUUGCCGUUGGUGCUCCGGUGAGCGAAGCCCCGGCACAGCGGGCGCGGCGCUUAGUUUGACGUCGACGACGGGAGUCAGUCCGGCAGAGGAGCCGCCGCCCACCGGCACCGGCCGCGCACGGACGGCCUUCCCGUAGCCCGUUCUCGGGGUCCCAUCCCGGUCCCUGUCCCGGUUCGGCCCGGGUUGGGGUUCGGACGCCAUGGACUGGCUCAUGGGGAAGUCCAAGACAAAGCCCAAUGGGAAGAAGGCGCCGGCGGAGGAGAAGAAGCACUACCUGGAGCCGGAGUACACCAAGGUGCGCGUGGUGGACUUCGACCUCAAGGAACUUGUGGUUCUACCGCGUGAGAUCGACCUCAACGAGUGGCUCGCCAGCAACACAACGACCUUCUUCAACUUGAUCAACCUGCAGUACAGCACCAUCUCCGAGUUCUGCACGGCGGAGACCUGCCCAGCCAUGACGGCGUAUAACACGAUAUACUACUGGUAUGAUGAGAAGGGGAAGAAGACCAAGUGCACGGCGCCGCAGUACGUCGACUUCGUCAUGAGUCUCGUGCAGAAGCUCGUCACUGACGAAGACGUCUUUCCCACCAAAUACGGCAAGGAGUUCCCCAACUCGUUUGAGUCGCUCGUCAAGAAGAUGUGCCGUUUCCUGUUCCACGUGCUGGCGCACAUCUACUGGGCGCACUUCAAGGAGACGGUGGCGCUCGAGCUGCACGGUCACCUCAACACCCUCUACGCACAUUUCGUCGUCUUCGUCAGGGAGUUCAACCUCGUGGACCCCAAGGAGACGGCCAUCAUGGAGGACCUGUCGGAGGUGCUGUGCACGCCGCUGCCCGCCGCGCACAACCACGUGACGGAGAGAUGAGCCGCGCUGCCCUGCCCCCGCACCGCGCACCCUAGGGGGGAGGGGGAGGGGGUUGGCAGCUCCAGCUUGGGCCACGGCAGAACUUGGGAGACCUCCCGCACGCCUACCUUUGCCACCGCGGGGACCCCGGCGACAGGGGUCCGGCACUCCGGCAGGCAUUGAUGGGGGCCGCUCUGAGGGGCGGAGCCAGUCUGGCUGCCCCGCCCUUUUACUAGGAAUGAAGAGUUUUUUUUUCUUUUUUUUUUUUGUUUUAAAUGUUGUUUUUUUCCUUCUUUUCCCCCCAAAAGGGGAUUUUACUUGUGUUUGUUAUGUGGGGAUGGAUGCUCUGUCCUCCUCUCUUCCUGCCUUUGCUUCUCCAACAGCAGGACAGUGGCCCCCCCUUCGCGCCAACCUCCUCUCCUGUCAUUAUAAGGAUAUGUAACGAGUGACACUUUAACCAUAGCGGGUUUAGCUCUCUCUCCUGCCUCUGGAGGGGGGUGGGGCACUGUGUUUUUCCUGGGCUUGUCCAGCACAGCGGGAGCGUUUCUCUGAGGGAGGGGUUCCCGGGUUCGAGUGGCCUGUCGUGCUGGCCGCUGGCGAGGUUCCCGGACACACGGCUACCAUCUUGUUGUGGUAUGUUAAUAUACAAUAUUAUUGGUCCAUUCCUUCGCACAGAGAGCAGUGGCGCAGGAAGAGGGCGAAUGACAGUAGGGGUGGGGGUCCAACUCCUGCAGGGGUGCCGUUUUCUCAGGGUGGGGGCGCUGCGGUGACCGCUGGGUCCUUUGUCCCAGAGCAGCUCCUCGUCCCUUCGGUGACGGUGAUGUCCGCAGGCUGACUGCUACACGGUGCUGCCCCCUACAGGAAGAGCAGGACAGAGCAGAGCAGCGUGGGCUGCGCUCAUCAGGGAGAAAGUGUUCGAGAGACGCUCAAGCGCAGGAUGACGAGUGUGUGUCCUUAGGACGACCCGCUCCCUCUCCUCCACCCCCCACUUGCAUUAGUAAUUUUUUCUGAAUGAUCAGAGACUUUGGUUGAUAUGAGGGAUGUGAAUUUGAAUGUUCAAUAUGCACAAGUGGCUGGUGGUGCCCGUGGGGGCAGGGGGCAGGGGGCAGGGGGCAGGGGGGGGUGUGUGAAAAGGGUUCUCAUGGCUUCUGGAAUCACUUCUCUUGGGGUCAGAGGGAUGGAGUACUUUUUCUAAUUUAUUUUGUUCUUUUUGACAUUUGCAGGGUUCAUAAAUUCUUGCUUUCAUUUAAUGUGUUUUAAUUGUAUAAGUUAAGAAUCUUGUAAUAUUUUAAGCUCUGCGAAUUAUAACCUAAUAAAAGGUGAAAGUGAAAUUUGUGCUUUUCACUUUGUCGAAGGGUGUGUGUGUGUGUGUGUGUGUGUGUGUGUGUGUGUGUAAGAAAACAUAAAAAAUCAGAGUACAGAACACAUUUUGAUCCCAUAAACCCAAACAGUUAGAGUCGCCAGACCCCAGUUUCACCUUCUUUUUUCUUUUUCUUUCUUAAACAGAAAUCAAGAGUUCUGUUAACCUGCAUUAAUAGAUGAUGG
Scleropages formosus (Asian bonytongue) is the source of this 2729-nucleotide messenger RNA. RefSeq names its product MOB kinase activator 2a (gene mob2a). The record is from RefSeq and is a predicted model, not a curated record. The transcript is spliced from 5 exons. The coding region runs from base 540 to 1205 and encodes 221 amino acids. Lineage: Eukaryota; Metazoa; Chordata; Actinopteri; Osteoglossiformes; Osteoglossidae.